Guyanagaster necrorhizus is the source of this 1418-nucleotide messenger RNA. RefSeq lists its product as uncharacterized. Gene Ontology annotation, molecular function: ribonuclease P activity; ribonuclease MRP activity. Gene Ontology annotation, biological process: tRNA processing; intronic box C/D snoRNA processing; rRNA processing. The coding region runs from base 47 to 1303 and encodes 418 amino acids. The transcript is spliced from 3 exons. The record is from RefSeq and is a predicted model, not a curated record. Lineage: Eukaryota; Fungi; Basidiomycota; Agaricomycetes; Agaricales; Physalacriaceae. Gene Ontology annotation, cellular component: nucleolar ribonuclease P complex; cytosol; ribonuclease MRP complex.
GAAGAACAAAUAAGCCAAAAUAAAAGCACAGCUUCUUCUGAUCCCCAUGUCGGAGAGGACGGCAAAAACGUAUACUCAUGUCUCUAAUCGAGCGAAAGCUCAAAAGGAGAAGGAGAAGGAGAAGGAGAAGGAGCGGAAGGUUGUCCUCAAGAGUGUUCUAGAUAACCCAUUUCGCAUUCGAUGGCCUUCAGUUCCAGUGAACUUGCAAAACUUGAUAUUGGCCCAAGUUUUAUUACUUGUGGAAGGCGUGGCGGCAUAUCAAUCGCGUGCAAAACAGGAGCGUACUCGUUGCAAGAAUAUUGACCGGAAGCCGAAGGCAGACAAAAGCGCGGUCGCUGCUACAUCUUCUACAGAAAUCAAUCCCGAUGCUGCAUCUGCUCUUGCCAAUGUUGAUGUAGCCGUGAAUUCCAAACGCAAGAGAGACGGAAAUGAUGAUCUAGGAUCUGGGAAGAAAAAAAAGCGGAAAACAGUAGCUUCUAUUUCUGUCCCAACUAUGUCGUCGACGCAGGUGGAUUCUAGCGUCGUCAGCCCUCCAGCUUCAACUGCGACUUCCAAACGGAAGCGCGAGGUGCAGGACGAGCAAGGCGGUGAGAAGAAGCAGAAGACGACCCAGUUGGAAGAGGCAUUGCCAAUAGAUGCUCCCUCUACGAAUGGACACGGUACCAAACUUGUUACUAAUGGCGAAUCUGGUGUUCCUUCCGCAAGUGUUUCUGAUCAUGCCGAUAUCCCUCCUCCAUCUUCCAUUUUGAAACAUCUCGUCAUCGGAAUCAACGCUGUUACAAAACGUCUUGAAUGUCAAAUUCAAGAAGCGCGCCGCACGAUUGUUAUUUCGAGUUCGGAUUCAACAGAACAAUCUUCCGUGCCACCUCGACUGCUCAAGUACAUUUUUGCCUGUCGUACUGAUGUUGAUCCUCCUAUCCUCAUUGACCACAUCCCGCAUCUCGUCGCUUCCUUCAACUCUUGCAAACCAUCCGAAUGUAUCAAACUUAUACCGUUACCGAAAGGCGCUGAAGUUACGCUAGCAGAGUGCUUCAAUAUACGCAGGCUUGCCGUGUUUGCCUUUGACAACGAAACCGUCGGUUUAUCGGCGCUUUCUACCAUAUUAGAAGCUGUGCCUGUGAUUGCAGCUCCCUGGUUGGUGCCACAAUCAAAUGUAUCCGACAAUCAAAUGGUUCCAACCCACAUUAAACAAGUCUGUACUUCUGCACCCAGGGAUAUGAAAGCAGCGAAAGAGAAGAGGGCUGCAGGCAGGGCUGCGGCGAAGCAGAAAUGGAGAAAAGAUGUGAGAGGAGACGGAAAAUAACCUCGCAAGUUGUCUAGUGGACAAAUGCUACUUUCAAGUAUUCUGUUCAAUGAUUGUUGGGCGGGUAUUCUUCUGUGAAAUUUGACUGGGUGGCUAGCCCCAUUACAAUCACGAA